Manduca sexta (tobacco hornworm) is the source of this 1063-nucleotide messenger RNA. RefSeq lists its product as uncharacterized. The transcript is spliced from 3 exons. Lineage: Eukaryota; Metazoa; Arthropoda; Insecta; Lepidoptera; Sphingidae. Gene Ontology annotation, molecular function: DNA binding. Gene Ontology annotation, cellular component: nucleus; transcription regulator complex. Gene Ontology annotation, biological process: regulation of transcription by RNA polymerase II. The coding region runs from base 272 to 1030 and encodes 252 amino acids. The record is from RefSeq and is a predicted model, not a curated record.
CCGAGCGAGGUUGCCGCUCCGUCGCGUCGCUUUGCAUCGGGCCAUUGCCGCCGGACGCCCCGCCGGCCCGGCCCGCGCCCGACCCGCAGUCCCGCGCUCUUCGGCGCCAAACGUACACGUGCACGGUUUUGACGACCUCCACCUUUAUAUCUACUAUAAAACCUUCAAAAAUACCCCACAGACCUGAUUAUUAAGUAUUAAAAGUGCGUGCGAAGUAAUUUCCUGAGGGGUGUUGUUGUUUGGCGGCCAUUUUGGAACCGGAUACGGCGCGAUGUCAGAUUCGGAUAGGAACUCACUUGCCAAAAAAUUGAAGAUAGCCGUACACACGAAGAAGCUGAUAAACAUGGUGCGCGAGCGCUCUUGUCUGUGGGACCGCACUGCGCUCGAGUACAAGAACCGGCUGCUCAGAGACCGAGGCUGGCAGGAGAUCUGCGUAGAGUUCGAGCCCAACUACGAGUCCAUGAGCUCAAGAGAGAAGCACCAAGUAGGUAAUUUCUUAUCAAAAAAGUGGUGCAACCUCAGAGAUUCAUACGUCAAAUCCAAGAAACCUGUGCGCUCUGACAAGCGGCCCUACAUGUACUCUGAGGAGAUGAAAUUCCUCGACGAUACCCUCUUCAUAGAUCCCGCCACGGGCAAGAAACGCAUUCGGGAAGAAGAAAGACAAUCUACCGAGGAAGUAGACGACGAUGUGGAGGAGCAUGAAGGCUGGAUAGACGAGGUCUUUGUGGAUUCAGAAAUAAUAGACGAAUCACACAUAUCCGCGAAGAGAUCAAAACUAGAGCACGAGUAUUCUAAAGGGAUAAACGAUACUGACAAUUUAGUGAGCUUCCUUGAAAACUUCAUGCAGAGAGAAGAUGAUGAAGACUUUGCCUUCUUCAAGUCCAUCGCGCCGGCAGUGAAGAGGUUGUCGGAGAACUCCAAGCUGGAGUUCAGGAUAUUGGUGAUGAAAUUACUAAAGAAUUUAAAGAUGAGGGACCGACAGAGAGUAACAAAAGAUCAACCUGCACAAGUAGAUAGUGACAGCGAAUAACAAAAAUGUAUUUUAAUAAAUUGUUACUUUUUA